Phytophthora nicotianae INRA-310 is the source of this 309-nucleotide messenger RNA. RefSeq lists its product as hypothetical. The coding region runs from base 1 to 309 and encodes 102 amino acids. The record is from RefSeq and is a predicted model, not a curated record. Lineage: Eukaryota; Oomycota; Peronosporomycetes; Peronosporales; Peronosporaceae. The transcript has 3 exons.
AUGACAGACGCGCACACCGAGCUGCUCAAGUGUGCGCUGCAGCUGGCGAAAUGCAGUGAUAAGCUCCGCGCGACGGACGCGAUGCUUGACAAGUGUGUGAGUCGUAUGCAGACCGCCCUACCAGCAUCUGGAAUGCCGCGUCUGACGUCCAAGCUGGCCGUGGUGCCGGCUAACCCAGCGAAAGAGGCACAAACACUGGAGGAAAAGUUCCAGGAGGUCUUUGAUCAAGGAACGGAGGUCACAGAGCGACUGGAGAUCACCAAAUCGAGGCUGGAGAAGGAGCUACGGCGGCGCUCGGAGAACACUUGA